AUGGACCUCAGGCUUAUGAUUUUGCAAACGUGCACGGGGAAAUUGCUAUCCGAAUACCAAUUAAAUUUACUCCGUAAGAACAACAUAUGCUCCCUGAUCGACUUUUAUGAUGCGGAUGAGAAGAAACUCCACGAGCUAUGGGCCAUAAACAUACAAUCAGUUCGAGAAUUGAAGAAGGAAUUGUCUCUGUUGCAAAAAGGUUCAGUUCAUGAAGGCACUCCGGACUUGAAUUACAAGACGGGAAUUGAAGAGUUGGACAAACUGUUGCACUCCGUGGAGCAGCCCUUCAAGCCAGGCAGAGUUUGGGGACUCUGUGGUCAACCAGGCGUAGGCAAGACUCAGCUGUUGUACACGUUGGCCCUAAAUUUCGUCUGGAAGCAUAGCCAGGCAGUAUUAUUUAUAGACACCAAGCGGGAAUUCUCCUGUAAGAGAAUACAGGACAUGCUGCGCGCCAGAAAAGUGGAUGCAGAAGUCUGUCAAAGGGUCAUGAAAGAAAUCCGUGUGGUGCAGGCUGCUACUGGUGCUGAUAUAAAUGAUCUGCUAAACUCGUUUGAUCAGCAAUUGACCGCCGAAACACAGGCUUCCAUGCAAACGAAGUUGGUCCUCAUUGAUUCGCUUGCCGCUUGCUUCGCUUACCACCGCGGCCGAAGGAUGCGGGACGUCAGAAAGUCAGUGCUGACAGAAUUGGCUUGCAGGAUCCGGAAACUCGCUCUCAGGGGCGUGGCCUUUGUCAUCGGGAACGUGUCAUUCUUUGAAAAGAAUAAAGAUAGCUGUGGUGAUGACGGCGAGCAAGAUGGCGACGUUGAGGAAGUGACGCGACAGCAGUUGGAGCCCAUGCUGGGAUCCUACUGGAGCUCGGUUGCCACGCUCAGAUUGUCGGUGGAGCUUCCAGAGGAAGAGGACUUCACCCUCCAGGACGAUGGCCUGCGUUUCAUUUACGUCAUCUCGAACUCAUAUGGCCCUGAUGGGGAGCACUGUCUGCUGCGCAUCACGGAUGCAGGUGUGGUCUAAUGCCGGGCAAACGGAUUCUGCGGAUU
This is a messenger RNA of Drosophila sechellia, 1037 nucleotides long. RefSeq names its product Rad51 recombinase D (gene Rad51D). Gene Ontology annotation, biological process: DNA strand invasion; double-strand break repair via homologous recombination; reciprocal meiotic recombination. Gene Ontology annotation, cellular component: replication fork; Rad51B-Rad51C-Rad51D-XRCC2 complex; microtubule organizing center. The record is from RefSeq and is a predicted model, not a curated record. Lineage: Eukaryota; Metazoa; Arthropoda; Insecta; Diptera; Drosophilidae. Bases 1 to 1011 code for a protein of 336 amino acids. Gene Ontology annotation, molecular function: single-stranded DNA binding; four-way junction DNA binding; ATP binding. The transcript has 3 exons.